Molecule: messenger RNA, 666 nt
Organism: Acanthosepion pharaonis
Lineage: Eukaryota; Metazoa; Mollusca; Cephalopoda; Sepiida; Sepiidae
Source: the annotation of a GenBank genome assembly
AUGUUUUUUUCUUUCUUUCUUCCUUUCUUUCUUAAUUUCUUUCUUUCUUUCUUCCUUUCAUUUCGCAUUCUUUCUUUCUUUCUUUCUUUCUUUCUUUCUUUCUUUCUUUCUUUCUUUCUAUCGAUUCAUUUUUCUUUCAUUUCGCAUUCUUUCUUUCUUUCUUUUUUUUCUUUCUUUCUUUCUUUCUUUCUUUUCUUGAUCCUUCUGUCUGGUAUUUUUAAUUUUUCUCCUUUAAUCUUUUCCAUUCUUUCUUUCUUUCUUUUUUUCUUUUUUCUCCAAUAUCUUCUAUUUUCUUUCUUUCUUUCUUUAUUUAUUUAUUCUUUCUUUCUUUCUUUCUUUCUUUCUUUCUUUCUUUUUUCUUUCUUUUUUUUUGCAUUCAUUUUGCAUUUUCGUCUCUCUGUUUGCCUUUUAUAUUCUCUUUCUUUUUUCCUUCCUUUCUUUCUUCUUUCUUUCUUUCAUUCUUUUUUUCUUUUCUCACUUUCAUUCUAUCGUUCAUUCUGUCUUUUUUUCUCUCUUUCUUCAUUUUGCGUUAAUUUUUGUAUUUUUUCUUUUUGCCUUUUUCCUCUCUUUCUUUCUUUCUUUCUUUCUCUCUUUCUUUCUUUCUCUCUUUCUUUCUCUCCCACGCCUGAAGCCUUCCCUUCUUUUGUAUUUUCCUUUUUCUUCUAA